Messenger RNA from Neurospora crassa OR74A, 465 nucleotides. RefSeq lists its product as hypothetical. The transcript is spliced from 2 exons. Lineage: Eukaryota; Fungi; Ascomycota; Sordariomycetes; Sordariales; Sordariaceae. The coding region runs from base 1 to 465 and encodes 154 amino acids. The record is from RefSeq and is a predicted model, not a curated record.
AUGCCCACAACAGGCAUGGUCAGGGACGACUCCCUGCUUACAAUCACUAUGUCAACGAGCAGCCCAAACGUGUUACAAAGCCUACUCCCCACUAUACCUCUAACGACUUCACCUCACAAGCGCCUUCCGCGCCGGGUGUUCGGGUCCAUCGGCACCGACCUCGAGAAGAUGUCGGAAAUCGGGGCGGCCGUCUACGACCCACGGGUCAGUCCUUCCUCCUCAAAAACAACCACCAAUACAUGUACCUCAACGUCCAAUACCACUCUGGAGGAUCUAGCGAAGUCAACGACCGCUAGCCACUUUCUCGUGGAAGAAUGGAAGCAUGAAACUGAAACAACCUGCAAGGCCUUCUGGCAUCGAGACCGGAAGAAGAAGACCGGAACCCUCACACGGCGCGACCAUAUCACUGCCAGUUUACCAGGUCGACGAUCUUCGGCCGUACCAAUCAGUCGAUCGAAAAAAUGA